This is a messenger RNA of Ctenopharyngodon idella (grass carp), 2265 nucleotides long. RefSeq lists its product as uncharacterized. Gene Ontology annotation, molecular function: manganese ion binding; metalloaminopeptidase activity. The coding region runs from base 193 to 1731 and encodes 512 amino acids. Gene Ontology annotation, biological process: proteolysis. Gene Ontology annotation, cellular component: cytoplasm. The transcript is spliced from 16 exons. NCBI's taxonomy places the organism in Eukaryota, Metazoa, Chordata, Actinopteri, Cypriniformes, Xenocyprididae. The record is from RefSeq and is a predicted model, not a curated record.
UAUUAAAAUCGCACAUUUGAAAUAAAUUAAUGCAUUAAUUCCACAAUUUCUGUGAAUUUUAUUUCAUUACAAAGUACGGGAAAACUACAUUUUCAUGCAUCACGUGACACCAUUGGUCAUGUGAUUAGUCUGUCAGCUCAGCUGACAUCACGACUUCACUUUCUUCGCAAGGCGAGAGAAGGAAACGUGAGAAUGUCUGUGAAUAUCCAGCCUAUCCAGUGGACCUCUGACUGCAAGGAUCAGAAUUUUGAUGGCAUUAUCUUGAUAACCCAAAGUUUUGAGGAGCUCCCUGAUGAGCUGGAGUGUUUGAAAGCACCAUUACAGGACUACAGUGCAGUGGACUGUUGCUUCGGGGAAGAGGUCGUGGUUGUCAAGGCUCCUGGUCUCCCUGGAAACAGAUUGGUGUUUGCCUGCACUGGUCCAGUGAAUCGGGAUUAUGAUGAUGUCCGGCGGUUCAGUGACGCUGCUGCUAAUGGCAUUAAGAGGGCUCUGAAAACUGGCAUGAAGCGUCCUCUGCUGGUUUGUCCCCCACAUAACAGCUAUGCAAAAAACACCCUGGCAGCCGUGCUGGGAGCCCUGCAUGCUCUCUACAUGCCUCUAGAGGUGAGGGAGCCCAAGACGUCCCCUCAUAAGGUGGCGGUGCUGGGCGUCUGGGCGAAGAACCAGACAGAGGGAGCCGCCAUUACUGAGCUAGCUAAUGCUCUGGAGAGUGGCAGGUUUGUCUAUCGUGAUAUCGGUGGCUCUGACCCGGAGCGAAUGGCUGCCCCACGUGUAGCUGAGUAUGUUCAAGCAGUCUUCAAGGAUAGUCCUGUAACGGUGACAGUAGUGAGUAAUUUGAACAUUCUGGAGAAGGAGUACCCCUGUUUGGCUGCAGUCAACCGCUGUGCUAACACUGUGCCGCGCCAUCAGGCCAGAGUGAUCAAGCUGAGUUACAGUGGAGAAGGACCCAUUCAACAGACUCUCAUGGUGGUUGGCAAGGGCAUUACGUAUGACACCGGUGGAGCGGACAUCAAGGCCGGUGGAAUCAUGGCUGGAAUGCACAGAGAUAAAUGUGGAUCUGCGGCUGUUGCUGGCUUUUUCACGAUCCUAGCCAAACUGAAGCCCAAACACCUGAAGGUUGUGGGUGCGAUGGCAAUGGUGCGGAACAGUGUCGGAUCUGAUUGUUAUGUGGCAGAUGAGUUGGUGGUGUCUCGUGCCGGUCGUAGAGUCCGAGUUGGAAACACUGAUGCUGAAGGAAGAAUGGUCAUGGUGGACCUGCUGUGUGAGAUGAAGGAGCAGGCGUUGAAGGAGGUGUCUCCUCAUCUCUUCACUAUUGCCACUCUGACAGGACAUGCUAUCAGAGCCAUGGGACCGCACUACUCUAUCAUAAUGGAUAACGGUGCUGCUCAACGCUCAGGAAACGCUCUGCAGUGGCAGAAAGCGGGAGAGGUGCUGGGAGAUCUGUUUGAGGUGUCCACUAUUCGUCGGGAGGAUUAUGAGUUCCACAAAGGGAAGUCUGAGUAUGAGGAGAUCCUGCAGUCCAAUAACCUGCCCUCAUCUGCCACACCACGGGGACACCAGACGCCCGCCGCCUUCCUCAUCAUGGCUUCUGGACUAGAUAAGCAUGGAGUGGACUCAGACAAACCUCUGCCUUACUCCCAUAUCGACAUUGCUGGAUCCAGCGGCCCUUUCCCUGGUGUCCCAACAGGAGCCCCAAUUCUUGCCAUGGCGACAAAGUACCUGCAGCUGUAAACAUACGUCCAAUGAUUUUCUGUUCCUUCAUUAAUUCAUCCUGUGCCAUUUAUCGAUUAAUAGCUUUCAUAUCUGCUCCGUCUGACACGCAGUGUGGCCAAAUAUUGGCAAUUUUAUCCUUCCAUCAUGAACACCAUCCAUCUUUAUCCGUUCGUUGUCGCUCGAUAUAUACAUGAAUGCAUCUCUUUACGUCCUUAAAAAACCUCUGCGCUCCUCUCACUCAUACACAUAAUCUUCUCAUUUUAUCACAUUUUUUAGUACUGGUUUUCCAUAUCUAAGAAGCAUUUACUGAGAUUAACCAAACAAAAGCGUUUCAUUUCUGUUCUUAUCCUGUAGCCUUACAGUUUUCCAGUUGAUCUGACAAUAAAGAGGGGGUGAGGAAGUUGAACCAGUGAUUUGAUAUUGAAUUGCAUCUAUGACUUUGUUUGGCAGUACUGUGAGAAGAAUAAUGCAUUUGUGUAACCGCCCAUUUUGUAUAAGUACAAUUUUGUGUGUAAUCAAAAUAUGAGAAUAAAAUCAUUUUGGCAAACAAAA